GGUCACACUCAUCUGAAUUUCAUCCAUGAUCGUAACACUCUAAUCUAAUCUCACUCGAUUGAUUCACUCACUGCAAAACCAUGGCCAUAGGAGGAGAACAAAUCAUAGAAAUCCAAAUUCCACAGCAGAAAAUUUUCACCGGAGCUCCAUUCCCCGCCGCAGUAUCACCUUCUCCGGCCACCGCAACUGCGGUUCCUCUCUCCGCAACACAGUCAAUCAAAACCCACAAACCCUACCUCGAAUCACUCCUCCACCAAUCCGGCGCCGUCCUUCUCAGAAACUUCCCACUCCACACGGCCUCCCACUUCAACGACCUCGUCGAGGCCUUCGGGUAUGAAGAGCUUCCCUACGUCGGCGGCGCCGCCCCGCGCACCAACGUCGUCGGCCGCGUCUUCACCGCCAACGAAUCCCCACCCGACCAGAAAAUCCCCUUCCACCAUGAGAUGGCUCAGGUCCCUGAAUUCCCUUCGAAAUUGUUCUUCUUCUGUGAGGUGGAGCCGCGUGUCGGCGGUGAAACUCCGAUUGUGCUCAGCCAUGUUGUCUAUGAGAGGAUGAAUGAGAAGUAUCCUGAAUUUGUAGAGAGAUUGGAGAAGCAUGGUUUGCUGUAUGUUAGGGUUUUGGGUGAAGGUGAUGACCCUUCUUCUCCCAUUGGUAGAGGCUGGAAAUCAACGUUCUUGACUGAUGACAAGGCCGUCGCUGAAGAAAGGGCUGCUAAACUGGGCAUGAAGCUGGAGUGGUUGGAAGAUGGGGUGAAAUCAAUUAUGGGUCCAAUCCCAGCUGUGAAGUAUGAUGAGAUGAGAAAACGCAAGAUAUGGUUUAACAGCAUGGUGGCUGCUUACACGGGCUGGGAGGAUGAAAGAAAUGAUCCUGUUAAGGCUGUUACCUUUGGGGAUGGUGAGCCAUUACCAGCUGAGAUAAUCUAUGACUGUCUCAACAUACUGGAGGAGGAAUCUGUUGCCAUUCCUUGGCGAAAAGGGGACGUUUUGUUGCUUGAUAAUUGGGCCGUCCUUCAUUCUCGAAGACCCUUUGAUCCACCUCGCAGGGUGCUCGCUUCUCUUGUCAAGUAAUAGCGUGUUCGAUUCUGGCCACACAAUCACUUAUGGAGAGAAGCUACAAAAUGUAACUUCAGAUAUGAACAUGUCUUGGAUUGUGUACUCACUCCCCAUCCAAACUAGGCAUAGUAGAUUCCCAGCUUCUCGGUAAGAUAAGGGAAGGGUUACUUGUACUACAUUUCAGGCAGCUAGAAUGCUUCACAGGUUUCUAUACUGCCUAUGAUUCUAAGUUGUAUUUGUAAUGUCACAUUAAUUUGAAGAUGUAUAUACAGAUACUAAGUUAAUGGAAACAAUAACUGCUUUCUUUAGCAGGAAUAGCUGAACCAUGAAAUAAUAUGUAAGCAUUUAGAAAGAA
Messenger RNA from Lotus japonicus, 1407 nucleotides. RefSeq names its product clavaminate synthase-like protein At3g21360. Gene Ontology annotation, molecular function: oxidoreductase activity. The transcript has 2 exons. The record is from RefSeq and is a predicted model, not a curated record. Lineage: Eukaryota; Viridiplantae; Streptophyta; Magnoliopsida; Fabales; Fabaceae. The coding region runs from base 81 to 1067 and encodes 328 amino acids.